Messenger RNA from Gossypium raimondii (Peruvian cotton), 1592 nucleotides. RefSeq lists its product as uncharacterized. The transcript is spliced from 10 exons. The coding region runs from base 246 to 1082 and encodes 278 amino acids. NCBI's taxonomy places the organism in Eukaryota, Viridiplantae, Streptophyta, Magnoliopsida, Malvales, Malvaceae. The record is from RefSeq and is a predicted model, not a curated record.
UUAAUUUAUCCUUAUUCCCAAAAGGGCCCAAUUUGAAGUUCCACGAAACCGAGAUAGCUUAGAAGUUGGAAAAACAGUGAAUUUUCCGGGAAAAUUUUUCACUUUUUUCCUUUUUUGCAGAGAAGAAUUAAAAGUUAAAGCUUUAAUUCUCCCAUUCGAGAGAGAAGAAGACGAGGACUGAAGAUUAGAGAUGGGAAGAGCCAAAGCAAUAACUUCAAUUAUUCUCAUUCAAUUUAUAUUGCUGCAUGUCACAAAAUCCCAGCAAGGCUUUGAAGAAUCUUCGGCUGCGAGUGAUCAUGGGUGUUGGAAAAAAAUGUGGUGUCUUCUUUCAUGAAGUUCUGCUGAUGAUAUCAUCAUUAUCCUUAUUCUUUAGGACUCUUAAGCAGGAAUCGCAUGAUACUCAUGAAGUACAUUGUUCCAGAGAAAGAAGUAGGGCAGCCUGGCAGAUUAUAGAUGAUUAUUUGAUGCCAUUCGUUGAAGAAGAAGGGUAUCAGAUUUCAACUGACUGUAGGCUUCAUCCAGACAAUGAUCUUUUUAGGGAUCAAGAGCGACACAAGAUUCAUUUGGAUGUAAACGAGUGGCGGUGUGGAUAUUGUAAGAAAAGCUUUCGUGCUGAAAGAUUUCUUGACCAGCAUUUUGACAACAGGCACUACAAUCUUCUAAAUGUUAAUCAAAGUAAGUGCUUGGCUGACUUAUGUGGAGCAUUGCAUUGUGACUUUGUGAUAAAUUCCAAUUUGCUCAAGGCCAAGUGCAAUCCUGCUGCUGCAGCGAGGAACCGCCAUCUUUGUGAGAGUCUUGCCAAUAGCUGUUUUCCUAUUAGUCAGGGUCCAUCUGCCAGACGCCUCCAUGAAUUGUUUCUGCGCCAAUUUUGUGAUGCUCACACUUGCUCUGGAAAAGCAAAACCUUUCCCUAGAGGAGGAAAGAAGCAAACAAAUUUACUCUACAUGGCUACGUCAAUACUACUUAUGAUGCUGCUUCCUCUUUUCUAUCUUCUUUAUUAUUUAUAUCAAAGAGACAUGAAGCAAGAAACCCAAGUGCUAAGACGAGUGUCACAAGUUGGACGGAAAGCAAAACCUUCAUAGUUGUGAGGAAGAUGAUAAAACGAUGAAUAUUGCUUCCUCCGAGUUUUGCCCUUAACUUCAUUAUAGCUUCGAGUCAGAAAGUUGAAAAACAAUGUGUUUGCGUCCUUUGAAUGGCACGGACAUUUCAGUGGCAUGAAUGCCGAUGCCAAUGCCUCUUGAUACUGACGUUAUGUUUUUGAUGAUGGCAGCAAACAGGUGUUGUACAAUCUGAUGGAAUGAGUUAACUGAACUUAUAUCAUUUGAAUCGCUUCGAGACUGUUGUAUACUGCAACGCUUGGACUAUGGUUAGUUCUAUAAGGGUUAUAAGGAGUUUCUGAAUAGAGAUUAAUAGUGUUUUGGAACUGCAAUUCAACCUUGACUUUUGGACGUUAUUGAUUCAAGCCAAUUUUUUUUCUUUCCUUUUUUCAAGUCCAUUCAGGUUAGAGAAUAUAAGCAGAUACUAAUCCAUGUAUUUGUAUCGUCUUUGUAUUAAUUUUUCAUGUCAUAAUCGUGUUUAAAAUAUUCAAAUCA